GCCAGUAAAUUCACGAUCAACCACCCCCCAAGCACGACCGCAUACCUGGAACACAUCAGAACCGACAUUUGAGUACUUUCAAACCACUUCGAACAUGGCGCAGGAUGCGCCUGUGAACGCUGGCAAUGCCACGUUCAAGGACAAGGCAAAGCCGCAGGCAGUAAGAGAAGGAAACAUUUCGGCAGCGAGAGCAGUGGCCGAUGCUAUCAGAACGUCGCUCGGCCCUCGUGGUAUGGACAAGAUGAUUCAGACGGGCAAAGGCGAGACGAUCAUCACCAACGACGGCAACACGAUGCUGAAGGAUAUGAGUGUGAUGCACCCUGCAGCCAAGAUGCUGGUCGACCUCGCAAACGCACAAGACAUCGAGGCUGGUGAUGGCACGACUUCAGUGGUGGUCAUCGCAGGCAGUCUACUCGGCGCUGCUGAGAGACUACUUGCGAAGGGCAUUCACCCAACCAUCAUCAGUGAGAGCUUUCAGCGCGCAGCUGCUCGGGCUGUAGAGAUUCUCCAGGAUAUCUCUGUUCCUAUCAACCUCGCCGAUCGACAAACACUUCUCAAAGCAGCAUCAACCUCUCUUUCUUCCAAGAUUGUCGCCCAGGAGCCGAAACUCGCACCCAUGGCUGUGGACGCCGUACUUCGCACGAUCAACCCCACCAACGCCCAGAACGUCGACCUUCGCAACAUCCGCAUUCUGAAGAAGGCUGGUGGUGUCAUUGACGAUUCGGAAAUGCUCGAAGGCUUGGUGCUCAGCCAACAAUGCAGCAAGAGCGCGGGCGGUCCCACACGGAUUGAGAAGGCCAAGAUUGGUCUAAUUCAGUUCCAGCUCAGCCCUCCGAAGCCAGACAUGGAGAACCAGAUUGUUGUGAACGAUUACCGCCAGAUGGACAAGAUUUUGAAAGAGGAGCGCACAUACCUACUCAACAUGGUUAAGAAGAUCAAGAAGGCAAAGUGCAACGUUCUUCUCAUUCAAAAGAGCAUUCUGAGAGACGCUGUAAACGAUCUGAGCUUGCACUUUCUGUACAAGCUUGGUAUCAUGUGCGUUAAGGACAUCGAGAGAGAUGAGGUGGAGUUCAUUUGCAAGUCGACCGGCUGCAAGCCUAUUGCAGACAUCGACUCGUUCACCGAGGACAAGCUCGGAUCCGCAGAUUUGGUGGAGGAGGUAUCAAGCCUUGGUUCCCGCUACACGAGAGUUGCUGGAGUCAAGCACACAAACCCAAAUGCACCCAAAACAGUCUCCAUUGUUGCACGCGGAGCCAACACUCUCAUCCUCGACGAAGCAGAGCGAAGUUUACACGAUGCCAUGUGUGUCAUUCGCUGUCUCGUCAAGAAGCGUGCCCUUCUGCCUGGCGGUGGUGCGCCGGAGAUGGCGGUCGCUACCAAACUAUCGCAAGACGCUCUCACAUCUCCUUACCCGGACAGCAUAUGCUUCAAAGCAUUCGCAGACGCUCUCGAGAUCAUUCCGGUGACGCUUGCCGAGAACGCCGGUCUCAACAGCAUCAAGGUCGUCACAGAACUUCGGGCGAGACACGCAAAGGGCGAGGCGAACGUCGGUGUGAGCAUCAAGCGUGGAGGCGUCGGUGUCAUGGGAGGAGGAGAUGAGAAGAGCGGUUCCGGCGAGGGCGUUAUGCAGCCACUUUUGGUGAGCACGAGUGCUUUCGAGCUGGCGAGCGAGACUGUGAAGAUGAUCUUGCGGAUUGACGAUAUCGCGCUGUCGAGAUAG
This is a messenger RNA of Zymoseptoria tritici IPO323, 1720 nucleotides long. RefSeq names its product t-complex protein 1 subunit delta. Gene Ontology annotation, molecular function: ATP hydrolysis activity; ATP-dependent protein folding chaperone; ATP binding. Gene Ontology annotation, cellular component: chaperonin-containing T-complex. Lineage: Eukaryota; Fungi; Ascomycota; Dothideomycetes; Mycosphaerellales; Mycosphaerellaceae. Bases 95 to 1720 code for a protein of 541 amino acids. The transcript has a single exon. The record is from RefSeq and is a predicted model, not a curated record. Gene Ontology annotation, biological process: protein folding.